GCGGAUUUGAUUCGCUAGAUCUUCUAGAAGAAUGGCGGCCAACGCGACUACCAACCCGUCCCAGCUUUUGCCGCUUGAAUUGGUGGACAAGUGUAUAGGCUCUCGUAUUCACAUUGUUAUGAAAAGUGAUAAAGAAAUCGUUGGCACGCUCCUAGGAUUUGAUGAUUUUGUCAACAUGGUAUUAGAAGAUGUCACUGAAUUUGAAAUCACACCUGAAGGAAGAAGAAUCACAAAGCUAGAUCAGAUUUUGCUGAACGGAAACAAUAUAACUAUGUUGGUUCCUGGAGGAGAAGGACCAGAAGUAUGAAUAUUCAUUUGACAUCAUUGGAAAAAGUUUUGUUGCAUAUUUUGUGUUGAAACAUAUUCUUAGAAUAUGUUCUGAAAUUUGUUAAAUUUCUGUUCUUAUAUUUCAUAGUGAUAUUUAAAUAUAACAUAGCUUCCUUUUCAAGGAUGCAGCAUCUUUAAUAAUGGUUUUUUUACAUUAAAAUCGUGACUUUGUUGUAAAAACAAAAUUAGUUUGUUGUUAAGGGCAAAAAAAUAAAAUGUUUUUUUUAUGCUGAC
Messenger RNA from Protobothrops mucrosquamatus (brown spotted pit viper), 561 nucleotides. It is a transcript of the gene LSM5, whose product is annotated as LSM5 homolog, U6 small nuclear RNA and mRNA degradation associated. Gene Ontology annotation, cellular component: U6 snRNP; Lsm1-7-Pat1 complex; U4/U6 x U5 tri-snRNP complex. The record is from RefSeq and is a predicted model, not a curated record. NCBI's taxonomy places the organism in Eukaryota, Metazoa, Chordata, Lepidosauria, Squamata, Viperidae. The transcript has 5 exons. Bases 32 to 307 code for a protein of 91 amino acids. Gene Ontology annotation, biological process: mRNA splicing, via spliceosome. Gene Ontology annotation, molecular function: RNA binding.